Messenger RNA from Spirodela intermedia, 3778 nucleotides. The record is from the annotation of a GenBank genome assembly. NCBI's taxonomy places the organism in Eukaryota, Viridiplantae, Streptophyta, Magnoliopsida, Alismatales, Araceae.
AUGGACGGCGGAGAGAGCAGCGGCGACGGCGGCAAGCCGUCGACCAUUGACGAACUUUCUUCCCGGAGCUCAUCUUCGGGUCCUCCCCUCACCCAGCCCCUUCUCUUCAAGCCAUCGCCGUCUCCAGAUUUCGCCUCAAUCGAAGAGUACACAGCAACACAUCCGUCAUUUGUCCCUCCGGAAGAAGAUUCCGUCCAGUAUCCCCCAAUCUCCUUCCAGGAAGGUCCCCGGCCCUUCCGAGACCUUUCCUUCCUCAUUCUCUUCCUCCUCUUCUCCGUCGCCACUAUCGCUCUCGGAAUCUGCGCGGUCGCGCUCCGCAAUCCCAAUUUCUCUCGCGUUUCUUCCUUCUCCUUCGAUUCCAAUUCAUCUUCCUGCGUCCUGUCCGGCUCUUCCUCCUCCGAAGUUUCAUCUCCAUGGAUCCCCCGUCUGGAUUCGUCCCUCUACUCUUCUUCCUCCCUGGUGAAGGACCUCGUGUGGACCCUCGUGAUCACCUUCAUCCUCAGCAUCCCCAUCCUCUUUCUCCUCCUAUGGAUUCUUAAGCACUAUGCCAAACAAAUUGUGUACGGUUCCCUCCCGUUCUUUGUGCUCAUCCCGACCUUCCUCAACGUGUACUGGUUCGUCGCCUGCACACUGGGGAGCACCUGCAAGGAAUUCCUCCCUCUGGCCUCCCGCAUCCUUGUGCUUGUCUUCAUUUUUCUCCUGAUUGGGGUAGUCGUGUGGAUUAUUGUUGCGAAUUGGCAUCGCAUCGAGCUGACGAGCAGAAUCGUCGGCGUUGCCGCCCAUGCAUUGUCGAAUAACCUGGAGCUUUUGGCGGUGCUUCCAUCCUUGAGCUUGGGGCUCGUUAUUUACUAUGUGCCACUGGUGAUUUUCUUGGUGUUCGCCCGGCAGAAUGGAAAGAUUGUGGCUAGGAGUUCAAGUGAAGGGUAUUAUUGCACGUGGAAGCAGCACAGCUGGGUGCCGGCAUAUUUUACUCUGGGAAUCCUCACAAUGCUAUGGUCAUUGACGGUAAUGGUAGAGACUCAAGUGUAUGUCGUCAGCGGAACAGUCGCGCAGUGGUAUUUCUCCAGGGAGGGUAAGAGACCUCGCAGGAUCAUAAGGAGUUCUUUAAGGUAACGGAUAAUUGAAAUUGAACAACCAGAUUGAUUUUCUUCAGUAUCUUAGAUGUGACUGCUACUUAUCCACUUCGAUCUUAUUGAUUGCGGGUUCUAUUCUAUAACUUAUCAAAUCCUGCCACUGAAGAAUUAAUUUGAAGCUAUGCACAGAAAGGGGGUUGUCUGCUGGCUUGGCGAAAAAAACCCCACCUCUAUGUGUGAUCAUAUACCUUGAAUUCUCAACUGCACAGUAUCGAUGUGUGAUCAUUGUCUAGUUGUAUUGCCAUUUUUUUGUGAAAUUCGUCCGGAAAUUCAAGCUUUUUCUGUAAGUUUUGCCGUUCCUAUUGUCUCAAAAUCUUUGUUUACUCUUUUUCUGCCCCUGUAAAGUUUCAUUCCAUUGCAUGUCGUUUUUAGGAUUUCAAUUGAAUGCGAAGGAUGGUUAGUCGUCCACAGUCUCAUUUUGAGCUCCGUGGUGAAAAAUGAGGAAUUUUUCUCAUUGGGUAAUACAAAAAGACUGCAGAAUUAUCUACACUGAUGAUGUUUUGUUCAUGCAUAUAAGAUUUCGGUUGCUAAGUGUCAUAAUGCGAAGCAUCCUAAAUUCUUCCUUCAUAUUACAAGUCCAUUCGACACAUAUUACAUAGAUGGGUCUCUUCUCAACGUUUAGGUUACUAAACAGAGGACAUUAAAUGAAAUUUUGAUGGUUAGCUGCUGGCAUGGUUUUACGAAAAUUAAGCCUGGUGCAACUUUCCUGAAAAAAGCGUGUAUUCUUGAAGAUGAAUGCUUAGAAGAAGACAUCUCAUCGUAAAUGAAAUUGUGAUGGCCCCAGGAUCAGGAGCAAGCUGAAAAAAUAACAUAACUUGUCUCCUAGAAGAAUUGGUGCGAAUUUCCUUUUAUUUUAAAAAAGAAGCGUAUUCUCAAAGGCGGAUGGUUAGAAGACAGCAUCUCAUUGCAAUAAAAUUGUGAAUACCUUAGGACCAGGAUUAUGUUGACAAUCUCCAAAGCCAGAUGAAAUCAUGUACUUGAUAGAAAUUGGGGGUAAUAUAGUCCCUAGGUAAAGGCUAGCCCAUCCAACUUUUGACGCAGAUAUAAAUGAAGAAUACUGAAAUUUUACGGAUUCGUUGCGAAAAUUGUUCUGGAUGAAAUUAUAAAAUCUUUUUUAGGUUGAGACUGAAUAUUCGUGAAUGCCGUCUACUCCUUCGAAAAUGAGUAGAUAAACUUACAUCUAUCCUUUCUUCUGCUCUUUUCCAUUACUUAUCUGCUUUGCCAUGCAAUUUUAGUCUUUAAUUGAAGUUUCUGCAGAAAUGCCUUUGGCCCGUCGUCCGGUACUGUGUGCUUUUCGGGUUUGAUAAUGAGUGGUAUACGUGUAGUCCGUGCCAUUGUUGAUAGCGCCAAUCUAGAGGAUGGGACUCGUGGGAUCGUGAACGUUAUGCUCAAGUGUUGUGCGAACCUACUUCUCUCUGCGAUCCAUUUUGUCAACAAGUUCACAAUAAAUUUUGCCGCAAUAACUGGCGAAGGGUACUGUUCAUCAGCAAGGAUGGCUUAUGAACUCCUGAAACGCAAUCUUCUUUCUGCUGUUUUUGUCGAGACUGUCUCCACGCGCAUCCUGGUCGGCAUUAAUUUUGUUCUUUCAGCGGUAUAUGCCAUACUGGUGAGUACGUUCUUUUUAAGCUUCGGCAAUUGCUCUAAUCUGCACUUAUCUGAUUUUUUAUUUUUUUAUUUUUUGCUGUCGAAAAAUAUGUGGAAAAUAUUUCCACUACUCCAUUAUCCUCGAUUUUUGGAGGAAUUAUGAAUGUGAGUUUAAGUCUAUCUGCUAGAUUCCUGCUGAUCAUCUCGGCAUCCAAUCGCUCGAUGGAUGUGACAAUCCUGCAUAAUUUAGUUUAGAUUUUCAAAAAGAACUGAAGGGUCAUCAGAUUCCAUCUAUUGCUACUUGGCUGCAUGAAAGAUUAAUUACCCCAAUAAUGUCUACGGCCGUGGUUUACAUUCUAAUGUAUGAUCAUAUUCUCAUGAUUUUCUCCGGGAUUGGAGAGAACCUAAAUUCGCUUAGCUGCAUGAAUGUACUCUGUAUGAUGUAUUUUCUUAAUCCUGGAUGCUAUUUAUUUGGUAUUCUUAUUGAAGUGUAUAAACUAAGAGCAUGAACCCGGCAACGGGAUGAUAUUUUUUCUUCGAAUAUACAUUUAUAUUUACACACACACAUUUAUCUAUAUAUAUAUAUAGUUCUUAUGAGGCAAAUGAAAUAAAUAAUUCUGUUUCUGUUCAUGGAUUACUUGCAUUUUCUAUUUUAUCCACCAAAGUAAAUUAUUUUAUCCCAUUUUCUUCAAACCCACAAGCACCUAGACUUGUUCUUACUCCCAUCUGGCUCGGAACGCCCAAAAAGGGAUUCAGACAGAUCUAAACAGUUCUCCUGUGGUGGUUGGUUGCAGGUGUGGGUGAUUCUGAGGUCCGUCAGCUCCCUCGGCAUGGCCUCGUACCUGGUGGCGGCUUCUUCGUGGCUGCUUCUAAUGGCGGUUCUGGGCUUCCUGGUUCAUGUCCUGGAUGAGGUCAUCGACACUGUUUACGUCUGCUUCGCCAUUGACAGAGACAAAGGGGAGGUGUCCAAGCAGGAAGUCCAUGCGGUCUACGUCCUCCUCCCAAUCAGUCGGAACGACCGGCCCUCCCUCGCUGCUAGGACCCCCCCCCUUCUUGCUUGA